AUGGCUGAGUUUUGGACAGCAGUUGAAGUACCGAAUCCUACCAACGGAGUGAAGGCUCCCUUGCCUAUGUGCUCGAAACCCAAGGGGCCGCGUCAAGCACAUGCCAUGGCAUCUAUUCGCUGGGAGACGUACAUUGGCUCCAAGCACCACUCUAAGGGUCGGAUUACUUUGCAGCAACGACAUGAUAAGAAGAAAUGCAUCCCUCGCUAUCGUCUUCUUCUUGAGGCUCGCCGCGUCUCCCUUGACGGCCUAAGAAUGAGUGAUGCGGUGUACUUCGACAGUAUUCGACUUCCAGUUAGGUGCAGGUGGGAGUCUGAAGAGAACGAAUUGAACAAUUUGGAGGCUACAGUUGUGAGCAGGAAUCGGCUUGGCAAGGUUGUUUCACUUGAGUUUCCUCCCAGCGUAUUUGGCAUCAAGAAGAUCGAAAUCAGCAUGACUUUGGCUGGAGGGCACAUCAUGGCAGAGGCGGUCAAGCUUGCAGACAAGGAGCGCAAAGCCAUCCUCUUCGGUGGAGCCUGAACAUCAACAACAACAACCACGGAUGUGGCUGCGUUGGACGACCUGCCUCCACCUGAUUUCGGUUUCCCACCGCCGUAUUUUGGCGAAAAGUGGGGUUUUCCGGGGAAGUUUAUUUGGUCAGCAGCCGUGGACAACACAAUUCAUCCAAGACAAUGGCCAUGCUAUCGACGGAGAUAGCUCU
Messenger RNA from Seminavis robusta, 700 nucleotides. Lineage: Eukaryota; Bacillariophyta; Bacillariophyceae; Naviculales; Naviculaceae. The record is from the annotation of a GenBank genome assembly.